Messenger RNA from Amphimedon queenslandica, 815 nucleotides. Its product is annotated as meiotic recombination protein SPO11-2-like. The coding region runs from base 225 to 794 and encodes 189 amino acids. Gene Ontology annotation, molecular function: DNA topoisomerase type II (double strand cut, ATP-hydrolyzing) activity; DNA binding. NCBI's taxonomy places the organism in Eukaryota, Metazoa, Porifera, Demospongiae, Haplosclerida, Niphatidae. The transcript has 7 exons. The record is from RefSeq and is a predicted model, not a curated record. Gene Ontology annotation, cellular component: nuclear chromosome. Gene Ontology annotation, biological process: meiotic DNA double-strand break processing; reciprocal meiotic recombination; meiotic DNA double-strand break formation.
GCUCUGCGACUUGUUGCAUAUCAUAUGUACAUGCAUUGAUAGAUCUUGUUGCAUUCAUUGGAUGUACACGUGAUUCAUUAGGUAUUUGUGCUAGCAGUUCAGGUGGGAUAGCUGGACUUCUCCUUUGGAAAGAAAAUGAUGGAAAUUGGGAAAAUUGCUCAGCCAGCAGCAAUGGAAAGAGGAUACCUGGCUCUAUUGAUGAUACCACACAUCAGUUUAGGUCAAUGGGUGCAAGAUACAUAUUAGUGGUGGAGAAAGACGCUGUGUUUACUUAUCUUUGCGGUCAACGUAUUUGGGACAGUCUUCCCUGUAUUUUAAUGACUGGGUGUGGCUAUCCAUCGCUGAGCGUUCGUGCACUAUUAAAGCAACUCCAGACCCAGUUUGAUCUCCCAGUACUUGGUCUCUUUGAUUAUAACCCUCAUGGUCUUAGGAUACUAUUAACCUAUCGAUAUGGCUCAGUAAGAAUGGGCACAGAAAGCUAUGCAUAUGCUGUGGACAUUCAUUGGUUAGGGGUCCAUUACAAGGACUUAUUUGAAGAUGACGGGAGUCCAAAGGUGUCUCCAUCGUCUCUACAAACAUGGACAGCAUCUGACCAAAGAGUGAGCAAUGGUUUGAAAUCAAGACUGCAACACUGCACAGGCGUUCCAGACUACAUACGUGAGUUAGAGAUUAUGGAAAGGAAAGAAACUAAAGCUGAAAUUGAAGCACUUAAUGGGCAUGGAGCUGCUGGCGGAGGCAUGGACACGCUGGAGAGCAAAAUCAUCCACAAAAUAUUGUGCAAAAAAUAUUACUGAAAAAAUGAUUGAGCACUGACU